AUGGUUGGCUUCAGGCUGAUUGGAUCCACCGUCUUCACCGUCGUGGCUGGUGGAUGGCUCCUCCAACAAGGUCCAAGCAAGUCUGACCAUGGGCACGGCCACGCUGAACCUAAGGAGGAGGCACAAGAAGCUCCAGAAGAAGAGCCAAAGGAAGAGGAGGAGCCAAAGGAAGAAUUGAAGGCAGAGGAGGAUGCAACCCCCAAGGGUAGACCAGCUGGUGAGGAGCGAGACACCACCGAAUCUGCAGGUGAUCAGCAGAAACAAGGCGAUUUGUCAUCUGCUAGCAACCCAUAUAUGGGUGAGGGUGACAAGUCCAAGAAGGCCGAAGGCACUCCGGAAAGCGCGAGAGUUCACGGUACCGUCGACUCAUCAAGGCCUAUCGGAGGCCACAAAGACCCUGAGAAGUCCCAGCCAAGCGCUCCAGAGAAACAAUCAGACAAAGACGAGAAGGAAUCUGAGGAAUGA
Exophiala spinifera is the source of this 465-nucleotide messenger RNA. RefSeq lists its product as uncharacterized. Bases 1 to 465 code for a protein of 154 amino acids. The transcript is spliced from 3 exons. The record is from RefSeq and is a predicted model, not a curated record. NCBI's taxonomy places the organism in Eukaryota, Fungi, Ascomycota, Eurotiomycetes, Chaetothyriales, Herpotrichiellaceae.